This is a messenger RNA of Schistosoma intercalatum, 408 nucleotides long. The record is from the annotation of a GenBank genome assembly. Lineage: Eukaryota; Metazoa; Platyhelminthes; Trematoda; Strigeidida; Schistosomatidae.
AUGAAGUUGGAUGAGUUGCCAAUCUAUGCUGAGUGUCUCGACAUUACAAGUACUGUUAUGAACUCUGUUAGUCCUAUAAGGACAGAAGCUCAAGAACUAUUUACGUACUCGAUGAAACACGCAUUAAUGUACCAAUCAAGCAUUAGAAAUCUCACCACAUCUAUAACCAAAGUAAUAAGGGAUGAACCGGUUGUAUUGGCUCGUCUAGGAUUCGUUGUUAGUUGUAGUUUGGGAGGCUGGGUACUUGGAUAUAAAAGCCGUUCUUUUCGCAAGUUGGUUUACGCAUCCAUAUGUGGUUCUGUUGCAACCGUUGUUUCCUUCCCUAGUGGCUCUGUAUCUAACCUUAAGUACGCCUUUGAUUUUGGGACGAACAAGCUCUCUGAGAUCGCAAAAAGAUUCAAUUUGUAG